GGCCGAGGCGGUGCUUCUGCCGGCCCGCCUCUCCAGCGCCGCUGCAGGAAGCCGGAAGCGGCCGGGGCGCUGGGCAGGCAGGGCGAGAGGCGGCUGGGCUUGUUUUGUUUUCACCCAUUGAUCUUCAUGCAAAUUUAAUUAGAAAGUAAAAAGGUGAAAAAGAAAACUGUCUAAUCAAAGAGCAAAGAUGCAGAGCACUCCGAAUUACCUCUGGCUGUUGUCUGACAUUUUAGGACAGGGAGCUACUGCAAAUGUUUUUCGGGGACGACAUAAGAAAACUGGGGAUUUAUAUGCUGUCAAAGUAUUUAACAGUAUAAGUUUCCUUCGUCCUGUCGAUGUUCAGAUGCGAGAGUUUGAAGUACUGAAGAAAUUAAAUCAUAAGAACAUUGUCAAAUUGUUUGCUAUUGAAGAAGAGACAACAACUAGACACAAAGUACUAGUUAUGGAAUUUUGUCCAUGUGGGAGUUUAUAUACAGUUUUAGAAGAGCCGUCUAAUGCCUUUGGUUUGCCAGAAUCUGAGUUCUUAAUUGUUUUGAGAGAUGUGGUGGCUGGGAUGAAUCAUCUCCGGGAGAAUGGAAUAGUGCAUCGUGACAUCAAACCAGGCAACAUAAUGCGUGUUAUAGGUGAAGAUGGUCAGUCUGUUUACAAACUUACAGACUUUGGUGCUGCAAGAGAACUCGAAGAUGAUGAACAAUUUGUUUCUCUCUAUGGGACAGAAGAGUAUUUACAUCCUGAUAUGUAUGAGCGAGCAGUUUUGAGGAAAGAGCAUCAGAAAAAGUACGGAGCAACAGUUGAUCUGUGGAGCAUAGGGGUGACCUUUUACCAUGCUGCAACAGGGAGUUUGCCUUUCCGACCCUUUGAAGGACCUCGUAGAAACAAGGAAGUGAUGUAUAAAAUAAUCACCGGAAAGCCUUCUGGUGCUAUUUCUGGGAUACAGAAAGCAGAAAAUGGACCAAUUGAGUGGAGCUGGGAGAUGCCUGUUUCUUGCAGUCUUUCAAAGGGUUUGCAAGUACUGCUCACACCUGUCCUUGCGAAUAUUCUUGAAGCAGACCAGGAAAAGUGCUGGGGAUUUGACCAGUUUUUUGCAGAGACAAGUGAUAUACUGCACCGAAUAAUAAUCCACAUCUUUUCACUACAGCAGAUGACCUUGCACAAAGUUUAUAUUCACAGCUAUAAUACAGCUGCUAUAUUUCAUGAGUUGGUCUACAAACAGACAAAAAUACCAUCUCAGAAUCAAGAACUGAUAUAUGAAGGUCGGCGUUUAGUACUAGAGCCUGGGAGAUUGGCACAGCACUUCCCCAGAACUACUGAGGAGAACCCUAUCUUUGUAGUAAGCAGGGAGGCUGUGAACAUUAUCGGAUUAAUCUAUGAAGAAGUUUUACUUCCUAAAGUACAUCAACGUUAUGACUUGGAUGGGGAUGCCAGUAUGGCUAAAGCAGUAACAGGUAUUGUAUGUUAUGCCUGUAGAGUUGCCAGUUCUUUGCUACUUUACCAGGAGCUGAUGCGAAAAGGAAUACAAUGGCUAAUUGAAAUAAUCAAGGAUGAUUACAACGAAUUGGUUCAUAAAAAGACAGAGGUGGUCAUCAGGCUGGAUUACUGCAGCAGAAACAUUGAGAAAGCUGAAAAAAUAUACGAGAAUUUGAUACAGAUGAACUUGGAAGCACCAGAAGUGGAUGAAAUUUCAGAGAUACACACAAAACUGUUGCGACUCUCCAGCUCGCAGGGCACAAUAGAAACUAGUCUUCAAGACAUCAAAAACAAACUUUCUCCUGGUGGUUUACUGACUGACACCUGGGCAAAUCAGGAAGGCAUGCAUCCAAAGGACAGAAAUCCAGAAAGGCUGCAGGUGCUGCUGUGUUCCAUCACAGAUAUUUAUUAUCAGUUCAAAAAAGACAAAGCAGAACGAAGGCUUCCUUAUAAUGAAGAACAAAUUCACAAGUUUGACAAGCAGAAGCUGUGUUUGCACGCAACAAAAGCCAUAGCACUAUUCAAAGAUGAAUGUGUCAGCAAGUAUGAUACAUUUUUGGACAAGGCUGAGGACUGGACAAGGAAAAUGCUUCACAUAAGGAAGCAGUUACUGGCUCUCACCAACCAGUGCUUUGAUAUUGAAGAAGAGGUAUCCAAAUACCAGGAUUAUAUCAAUGAGUUACAAGAUGCUCUGCCACAGAAGAUGUUCGCAGUUUCCAGUGGCAUGAAACAUACAAUGAAUACAGUUUAUCCAAGUUCAAACACAUUAGUGGAAAUGACUCUUGGCAUGAAGAAGCUAAAGGAAGAAAUGGAAGGGGUUGUUAAACAGCUGGCUGAGAACAAUCACAUUUUGGAAAGAUUUGGUGCUUUGACUAAGGAUGGUGGCCUGUGGAACGUGGACUGUAUCUAGCUUUCAAAGGACCUGAAGAGGACUUGUAAAUUUUUUCAAAGGGAAAAAAUAACUUGUAGGACUUUUAAAGGCAGAUAAUAAAUCUGUAUCCAGGGGUUUUUUUCCCCUCUGCAAAUGUAAUAUUGAAAAAAUGUAAAUAUGUAUAAUAUGUAAAUAUAAAAGAAAUAUAUGUCUUUUUUUGGUCAAUGUUAGGAUAGCAUUAUUCCUGGCAGGGAACUUAGCCCCUUGGAGGAUGUCUGAAGCCCUAAAGGCAAAAGUGUCAUUGAUGAAAUUGACAUUUGUUUGCUUUGAAUAUUGCCCCUUUUCUCAGAAUGAAAUUUAGUCUUUAUUGCAAGAGGAUGUGCAGAACUCUAAACUUUAUCAAUAGUCUUUAAAUGGUGUUUUGAGUUUCCCUUAACCACCACUAUUAUUUUGGAGUCUAGCAGAAAAGACUCUGAUAAUCACAGAACAUGAUGAUUGUUUUAAAGAUCUCUUUAAAUAAGCGGGAAUAGGGACUAAAAGCACAGAUAGGACCCGAGUGGAAAUGUAUUUCUCUUUCCUUCACAUCCAAACUGUUAGUCUACAUCUACUUCAGAAAACAAAUUCACAAUAGUUUUAAGUUGUUCUCCAUAUUUGGUGCCACGUUGUCUGUAAUGAUUUGACUGCUCUGUAUAUGGAAGUUUUGCACUCCAGGUUGUCAGACUGAAUGUAGAAAUUCCUUUUUUUUUAAGAUUACAGCAUUUUCAGAAUUUCUCUGGAAUCUUGUUGCUCACCACCAGAGAAGUGGGUUCUUAAAAUAAAAUAGCAUUUUCAGAAUCCUGUUUUCAGGAAUAAAGUUUUUUAGAAGGUUAGAAGUCAACAUUAGGAGAAUUUGUGGGCAGUCAGUAGACCAGGUAGAAUCAUAGAAUCGUUUUGGUUGGAAGAGACCCUCAAGAUCAUCAAGUCCAACCAUAACCUAAGUCUGGCACUAAACUAUGUCCCUAAGCAUCAGCCUCAGUGGUGACUGAACAUUGGAAAAAUAAGUUACCAGUCUAGAUCUUGAAAAGGCACCACACCCAGUGCUGACUUACAACUGAGAUAUUAAACUUAGGUGGAAAAUGUAGGAACACUAUAUAUUUAUUUCCCAGUAUCAGUGGUUGUUACUUUCAGUACUACAUGACUGGGUUGCAGAGUUGCAGAAUUAUAGAGCCUGCUCCAAAAUAUGUAGGAGAGGAGAAAGAGGAAAACAGACACAAUCUCAGAAAACAUCCCUCACUUGGAUUGAAUACUACAGGUGUACUUAUUUGUUUCAGAUGAAGAGCACACAAAUAAUUGCAGACCUCAUUCUUUCCUUGUGGAAACAUGGCCAUGGAUGUUCAAUGGUGUCCAGUAGCACUUCUAAUGGCUGUGUUACAUCUGUAAGAAGAGCUGGACCAACUAUAUUUAUGAUUUUCCAUACUUAAUGGUGAAGCAUAUAGGUAUAAACUAAACAGUGGUACCCUGUGACAGCACCUGGUAGUUUUGUGAUGCUUUUUCCCUGCUUAUCUGUCCAGGUCAGAAUACAAAAUGUUUCAAUUAAAAAAAAAAAAAUCUUGAAUAGAAACUUAUGACAUUUAUAGUUGAUUCUUUUAUUGUUAGAAGAAGAGGAAAUUCACUGCCUUGAUGUCCGAGAUGAGAAUCAAGUACUAAAAGGAAACUCAGAUAUUUUUACAUCCAUGUGAGCAGCUUCUGACUUCGCAAGCUUUGUCCCCCAAAAAAUCUAGCUAUGCAAAAGGUGUGCAACAAUUUGUUACGUGUUUUUGCAUGGUUAGCCGUGGCAUUCUUAACUGUUUGUUUUAAAAUACUGGAAUCGUGUCUAACUGGAAUGUUUUAAUGCCUGCUUGUACAUCUGUUCAUUCAUGUCCGCAGUAUCACUGAGUGUCAGUAAAACACAUGCCUAAGUGUUAAAAGAAUUGGGCUCUCAAACUGUGCAUAAAUUGUGUUUUUCUACAAUAUUAUGUCUGUAACACUUUGUUGUUUGCAACUUUCUUAAUUUUGAAAGAAAUCAAGUGUUAGUUGGAAUAUAUAAUUUUCAACUUCAUACUGAAGCAGUCUGAAAAAGAAAGAUCACUGUAGUAACAAUAUAGUCUGUAUAUUGAAGUAUGUGCGGCAUUCUUUUACAUGUUUGAAAAUGUUUUCUGUUCUAUUUUCUCUUCAUUUUAAACAUUGCUGGUUUUAGUGUUGCUAAAUGCAUCAGUAACCUUCAUCUUGUUAAAAUUUCUUUCUCUAAAGCAAUUUUAACUAAGCAGUAGCUAAGAAACUUGAAGCAAUCAGUUCAUAAUCUGCUGAUUAUGUUCUUAUGAAGCAAAUACACUUUUCACAUCAAAGCGUAGUGUAUGGUAUUAUCAAUUUUUGGCUCAAAUUAAGUGUCCUGAUACUAUCAGUCAUGCUACUGAUUUGCCAAAAGAAGUAAUAGAAAGUAAUAUCUGGUUCUUCCUCCUGAGGUUGGUUUACUGUUUUCAGGGGUUUAGCUUAGUAUAUUAUCUUUUACUUGAACAAACCUGUCCUCAUAUGUAUUGUGAAAAUGCAUGAGUGAAUGACUUAAUGACAUAAAUACAUCAUCAACCACUGACUGUA
Messenger RNA from Columba livia (rock pigeon), 4951 nucleotides. It is a transcript of the gene TBK1, whose product is annotated as TANK binding kinase 1. The transcript has 22 exons. Gene Ontology annotation, molecular function: protein serine/threonine kinase activity; ATP binding. NCBI's taxonomy places the organism in Eukaryota, Metazoa, Chordata, Aves, Columbiformes, Columbidae. The record is from RefSeq and is a predicted model, not a curated record. Bases 188 to 2377 code for a protein of 729 amino acids. Gene Ontology annotation, biological process: peptidyl-serine phosphorylation. Gene Ontology annotation, cellular component: cytoplasm.